Messenger RNA from Cuscuta europaea, 2098 nucleotides. The record is from the annotation of a GenBank genome assembly. NCBI's taxonomy places the organism in Eukaryota, Viridiplantae, Streptophyta, Magnoliopsida, Solanales, Convolvulaceae.
GUAAAAGUCAAAUCGGGUUAGAAUCUUUGAAAUGCAAACCAGAUUGGAAUAAAAAAAAUGUGGCUUUAACAAAUUUCCAUUCAAAUGAAAUUGAAAUUCCCCCGCUGCAGCCUUGUGUCGCCGCCCUCCUGUCUCCUCUCAAACGUAUCUUGACUCCCUCCGGCAGUUUUGUCGUGGGUAAUAAGUGUGCUGGGAAGCCCUAGAUUUUCAGUAUCCACGUCUGGAGAUUUAGGGUUCUUACAAAUUAUAUUUAUUCGCGGGAAACCAGUUUCAGUCUCCCGAAACCCGGAGAUAUUGUCUCCGAGCUGAUCAGUGUGUCUGCACGCCGAUGUGUCUGCAGUUUCUCUAGAUUUGGUGUGCAACUGGGGCGAAUUUAGGUAAUGGACGGAAGGAGAAUUACGGCGAGUCCCCGGCCGUGCAUCGGCAGGCGAGUUGUGGCUAAGAAGCGACCUCGCAGUGGCAAGGAUGGGUUCGUGAACAGCGUCAGAAAGCUUCAGAGGAGGGAGAUCUCCUCUAAGCCUGACCGGGCUUUUAGCAUGAGCGAUUCCCAAGAGCGAUUUCGAAACAUUCGAUUACAGGAGGAAUAUGAUACCCAUGAUCCUAAAGGAUAUUGUUCAAUGGUGCUACCAUUUCUGAAGAAAAGGUCUAAGAUUAUUGAGAUAGUAGCUGCACGUGAUGUUGUCUUUGCUCUUGCCCAAUCUGGGGUCUGUGCGGCAUUUAGCCGAGAGAGCAACAAUAGGAUAUGUUAUCUGAACGUCAGUCCAGAUGAAGUGAUACGGAGUUUGUUCUUCAAUAAAAACAAUGAUUCGCUCAUCACUGUUUCAGUUUACGCUUCAGAUAAUUUUAGCUCUUUGAAGUGUCGCACCACUAGAAUCGAGUAUAUAAGAAGAGGUAAACCAGAUGCUGGAUUUGCUCUUUUUGAGUCUGAGUCAUUAAAAUGGCCUGGCUUUGUAGAGUUUGACGAUGUAAACGGGAAAGUGCUGACCUACUCUGCGCAAGACAGCAUAUACAAGGUAUUUGACCUGAAGAAUUAUACGAUGUUAUACUCUAUAUCAGAUAAAAAUGUUGAAGAGAUUAAAAUCAGUCCAGGAAUUAUGUUAUUAAUAUUCACCAAAGCAAGUUGCUAUGUUCCUCUAAAGAUUCUCUCCAUUGAGGAUGGUACUGUCCUAAAAUCUUUCAACCAUCUGCUUCAUCGUAAUAAGAAGGUUGACUUCAUUGAACAGUUCAAUGAAAAACUACUUGUCAAGCAAGAAAAUGAGAAUCUUCAAAUUCUGGAUGUUCGCAAUUCUGAGUUGACAGAGGUCAGCAGGACCGAGUUCAUGACGCCGUCGGCUUUCAUAUUUCUUUAUGAGAACCAGCUGUUCUUGACAUUCAGAAACAGGACAGUUGCCGUUUGGAACUUCCGUGGGGAGUUGGUAACAUCAUUUGAGGAUCACCUUUUAUGGCAUCCUGACUGUAAUACUAACAACAUUUACAUCACUAGUGACCAGGACCUAAUCAUAUCAUACUGCAAAGCUGAUUCUGAUGACCCUCUAUCUGAAGGAACUGCUGGUUCCAUCAACAUCAGUAAUAUUUUGACAGGAAAAUGCCUUUCUAAAGUCAAAGCGACCAAUGCUAUUACUCGUAGCAGUUGCAAUUGUAGCAACGGUUGUGGGGCUAGAAGCUGCAAGUCCAAACAUGUCCAUACAUCUAGAAUUAGGAGCAGUGUAUCGGAAGCUCUAGAUGACAUCACUGCUCUCUUUUAUGAUGAAGAGCGGAAUGAAAUCUACACUGGGAACAGACUUGGGCUUGUACACGUCUGGUCUAACUAACUCCUUUUUGACCUUUUCCAUUUUCAUCCAUCCUAGAAAUCGUAUUGGCUGCACUUUUACCAUAUAGUGUGUGACUGUAUAUUUGGUGUGUUGGGUGGUUAUAGAUGAGAGCUCAUGUAAACUUAGAGCUAUCUAUGGAGUCUUCUGAAUUGUUGGGUUAAUUUGGUCCCCUUAAUUUUGUGGUAUAGCCAUUAUAAUGAUUUACUAGUAAGAUGUAUUGUAUUGAAACCUGCACAAUUCAAGUGCUUAUAGAAUUGCCAUAUGUUGCUCUAAUUUAUCAACAUAGC